AUGUCAAAAUUCAAACAGUUGGGCGUUGCAAAUUGGUUAUCAGAGUCAUUGCUGGCUAUGAAAAUUACCACUCCAACCGAUAUUCAAAAAGCCUGUAUUCCCAAAAUCCUACAAAACUAUGAUUGUAUUGGAGGUGCUAAAACUGGUUCUGGCAAAACAAUUGCAUUUGCUGCUCCAAUAUUAAGCACUUGGUCUGAGGACCCAAGUGCAAUUUACGGUGUUGUUUUAACACCAACAAGAGAAUUGGCUUUACAAAUUGCUGAACAAUUCACUGCGUUGGGUGCUUCCAUGAAUAUCAGAGUAUCAGUUAUCGUUGGCGGUGAAGAUAUUGUUAAACAAGCCUUGGAACUUCAAAACAAACCCCAUUUUGUGAUUGCAACACCAGGUAGGUUAGCUGACCAUAUUACAAACAGUGGUGAUGAUACAAUUUGUGGCCUAAGGAGAGUCAAAUAUUUAGUGUUAGAUGAAGCUGAUAGAUUAUUAAGCAAUAGUUUUGGCGACGAUUUGGAAAAAUGUUUUAGUAUAUUGCCUUCAUCUGAUAAAAGGCAAACUCUAUUGUUUACUGCUACAGUCACUGAUGCUGUCAAGGCUCUAAAAGAUCGACCAAUCUCCAAAAAUAAGAAACAAAUAUUUGUUCAUGAAGUGGAAUCCUUGGAUAAAGUGCGAAUCCCUCCUUCUUUGUCCAUGUAUUAUUUUCUUGUUCCUUCUGAUGGUCUUAAAGAAGCUUACUUGCAUAACCUAUUGGUAAAUGAGAACUAUUUAGAAAAAUCUGCAAUCAUUUUCGUCAAUCGAACACGAACAGCUGAAAUAUUGCGACGAAUUUUGAGACUCUUGGAGCUAACAGUAGUAUCCCUACAUUCAGAAAUGCCUCAAUCAGAAAGAGUAAACUCAUUGCACAGAUUCAAAGCUGGUGCUGCCAGAAUAUUGAUUGCUACAGAUGUUGCUUCAAGAGGUUUAGAUAUUCCAACUGUGGAGUUGGUAGUGAAUUAUGAUAUUCCAGCAGAUCCUGAUGAUUUCAUACAUAGAGUAGGGAGAACUGCAAGAGCUGGUAGAAAGGGUGAUAGCAUAAGUAUGAUAGCACCAAACGAUAUUCAAAGAAUUAUUUCUAUUGAGUCCAAAGUCAAUAAAAAGAUGACUAUAACCAAAACUGUGACUGAUGAUUCUGUUAUCCAAUCAAGUUUAAACAAAACUACUAGAGCAAAAAGAGAAUGUAUUUUGGAUAUGGAAAAUGAAAAUUUUGGAGAAAAAAAAAGAAUAAACAAAUAUAAGCAUGAAUUGAAUUUGAAAUCUAAAACUUCUAAAACUUUUAAAAAGACUAAAAGAUCAAAAAAAUCAAAGAGAUCCUAG
Molecule: messenger RNA, 1347 nt
Organism: Ascoidea rubescens DSM 1968
Lineage: Eukaryota; Fungi; Ascomycota; Saccharomycetes; Ascoideales; Ascoideaceae
Gene: DBP8
Product: ATP-dependent RNA helicase DBP8
Exons: 1
Coding region: 1-1347 (448 amino acids)
Molecular function (GO): RNA helicase activity; ATP binding; nucleic acid binding
Source: RefSeq, a predicted model, not a curated record